GACGAGAAAGUUGAGGCUGCUUGUAGUACAUGACGUCACACCUGCGCUGUUCGCUUGCCCCGACAGAGACGUGGCAAGGAACAAUUUGUAUCAAAUCUCCAAGCGCUUGCCUUAUUAAUUGUGGUGUUUCUUGUGUGAAGUGCAUACGGUCAGCCCGGAUAACCGACCAGCUAUGGGACUCACGUUAUCAUCCUUGUUCUCGCGUCUUUUCGGGAAGAAGCAAGUUCGGAUACUGAUGGUUGGCCUGGACGCGGCCGGAAAGACGACUAUCUUGUACAAACUCAAGCUCGGUGAAAUAGUGACUACCAUUCCUACCAUCGGCUUCAACGUAGAGACUGUCGAGUACAAGAACAUCUGCUUCACCGUGUGGGAUGUCGGAGGACAGGACAAGAUCAGACCGCUGUGGAGACACUACUUUCAAAACACGCAGGGCCUCAUUUUUGUCGUCGACAGCAACGACAGGGAACGAAUCACCGAGGCACAGGAUGAACUGCAGAAGAUGCUCAGCGAAGAUGAACUGCGAGAUGCUAUCCUACUGCUCUUUGCCAACAAACAAGACUUGCCUAAUGCCAUGCCUGUAGGAGAACUUACUGAAAAGCUGGGUCUGAACCAGCUGAGAAACCGAAGGUGGUACAUCCAGUCAACUUGCGCAACACAGGGACAGGGUCUGUACGAAGGUCUGGACUGGCUCUCCAACGAGCUCUCGAAAGCAAAGUAACUCCUGCUUCCCUUUUGGCAAGCAAGCAAAGCCAGGGGGCAGCAACCAGUUUUCCUGAAGAGGAGGAGGAGAAACUAUUUGCAAGGGGGGAGGGGGCAGCUGCCAUCAUGUGAAGUACAGAAGAAAGCUUUCGCCGCACUCUCUCCUCGUGCUUUUGCAAGAACCACCCGGAGAUUGGAAAUGCUUUGGAAGCUGUCAAACGGCUGGCGUUUCAGCCAGCUUCUUCAACCAGCGCUGCUUGUAAACACAUUUUUUUAUUAUUUAAAUUUCAACAAGCAGCACUGACGAAAGGAAACUGUACUUGACAUGCUGUUUUUCGAAGCAUGGCACUUUCUUUUCUUUCUUUUCAUUGUGUAUGGGCAGUAAUAAAUUAUCGUUCCUCUCUUUUUUUUUUACUGUGCUAAGUUUGAGAAAAUAGUUGGGUUUUCCUGGGGAUGAUGUUCGAAACAACUGGGAAAAUUGUAACGACGUGUCAACGCCAAGCUGCUGCAUUUGUCACCAUGUAGUGAUGGCUGCAUCAUCGUACGAUUUGAGUCUUUUUUUCUUUGUACAAUGCGUGCGUGCAGAGGAAGCAAACCAAAAAGUUAGUCAUGUUGAAAUUCUAGUUUACACUUUCCAGGUGCUGUUUCUUUUUUGUGGCGUUUGAGCUUCACCUAGAUUGUGCGUGUGACCUACUGUGUGUUCUUACUUGUACAUAUUUCUCGGUAGGGGAGAUUUUUUUUUGUUUGUACUUGAUCUGUCGGGCAUUUAUGGGACCAACCUGACUUUUGACUGUCUUUAGGCAUCGUAAUAAUGAAAUGUUGUCACGCAAGUUUCUGUGGCAUAUCAAAACCUCGCAUGCGUGUACAAGGAUUUGAAAAAAAAUUUCAGGGGAAGACGCGUUCAUUCGAUUGUCUCUGAAUUUCUGCCACAUUGAAGAACUUUUGACACUAAAAAAAAAUUGUUCUUUUUUGGCACCUGUGAUAACUGCACCUCUGUUUGUCUGGUUGACUUUGCUGUUUUAAUUUCCAUGGAGUCAUGUUGCCUAGGCCUGACAAGUCAUGUAAUAAAGUAUAGGAUGAAA
Molecule: messenger RNA, 1781 nt
Organism: Rhipicephalus sanguineus (brown dog tick)
Lineage: Eukaryota; Metazoa; Arthropoda; Arachnida; Ixodida; Ixodidae
Gene: Arf102F
Product: ADP-ribosylation factor 4
Exons: 5
Coding region: 173-718 (181 amino acids)
Biological process (GO): vesicle-mediated transport; intracellular protein transport
Cellular component (GO): cytoplasm; plasma membrane
Molecular function (GO): GTPase activity; GTP binding
Source: RefSeq, a predicted model, not a curated record